Messenger RNA from Pelobates cultripes (western spadefoot toad), 234 nucleotides. The record is from the annotation of a GenBank genome assembly. NCBI's taxonomy places the organism in Eukaryota, Metazoa, Chordata, Amphibia, Anura, Pelobatidae.
CGACAUCCUCACCCACCUCCUACCCAUGCCAAUGGAGCUAACACCCGAAAUGUGCCUCCUGUACAUAUGUCCAGAAAACAUAGCAAAAGUCCAUGCUAGACUGCUAUUCCACACACUGAUAGCGGCUUGCACCCUGAUAGCCAGAGCAUGGAAAUCCACGUCUGCCCCUACAAAGCACAGUCUAAGGCAACAAAUCCAGACAAAUUGGAAAUACGAACUCAUGACAGCUAUACA